AUAUGUGUCUAACUAUACCACUUGCUGGAAUGUUGCCUGCAACAUGCCGAUUAUCUUCCACGUCCGUGGUAGCAAAAGGAUAUCCCAUAAUAAUCAUAGGCACUUUUUCUUAUUCUUGUAUUAAUACAACCCGCUUCCAUACCAAAACUUUGAUACAGCAUUGGCCCUUGGCAUCAAAUACUGAGUGCCAGCGAAAAACUGUAUAAUUCUCACUAUACAUUGUGAUUCCCGCGAUCAAAAUACUAAAAGUUGACUUGAGUAAGUCUAUUAAAGACUGCCACUCGAAGUAUCGAAAUCCAAAGACUGAAGUUCACAGUGCCAGCAAGCCUUUCAUUGUGAACGUGCACGUAGUACCAGUUCUAUAGUACACUGCAAUCUACCGUUCCGACCCUCUUAGUUUCUCAAAUUGGUUCAACAUGGCGGUAACGUGGGAACAUCGGUGUGUGUUGUGGGCCUUGGCGUCUGCUGGUUUCACUGCGUAUGUUAUCAAUGCAUAUUUCAUCAACGACGCCACUUGGUUAUGCCGUGUUGCAGCAGGUUUCUUAGCGAUUCUGGGCACCUUGUCCUCGGUCACAGCUUUUCACAUCUCAACCCUCCGGUGCUCCGAAAGUCACACCCUCAAGACACUGUUGCAGCAGUACAUCCUCUUCCAAGGAGCAACCCUUGCCACGCCAUUCAUCUUGUAUCAGCUUAAAAAGCUAUGGAAAGAGCCACGCAAGGCGCAGGAGAAGUUUCUCCUAAAGCUGAUCUCCCGCGACGCAGAUACAGAGUACGGCAGACGAUACUUGACAGGCAUCCAAUCACUGCAGGAUUUCCGAGACAAACAUCCACUCACCAAGUAUGAUCACUACCAGGAUUACUUCCAGAGACUGGCAGACGGGGAAAAGAACGUCUGCGUGGCAGCCAAAGUGGACAGGUUUGGAAUUUCCUCAGGCACCACGGGAAAGGGCAAGCUGAUACCAAUGGUAUUUAAUGACAGGGGGUUGGGACUCGUGGUCGUUUUACAGGCAGUGGGGUCGAGCCCCAUACAGAAAAUGGCGGGGUUGUACUGCAAACCGGCACAGAAGUUUACCAAGUCAGGACUGCCUAUUGCACCAGCGGUAUUCGUGCCUGACAAUAGUUCCCUUGCAAAAUUCAUGGUAAGCACGCUCCUGAAUUCACCAUUUAGUGCCUUCCAGAUUUCUACGGAUUUCGAAGCCACCUACGUCCACCUUCUCUUCGCACUGACCGACAAAAACGUCUGCACGUUCAGUGCUCCAUUCGCGUCACAGGUGUACAGGGCGUUCUCCAUGCUGGAAGAUGAGCAAGACAUGUUCUUGGAGGAUCUUUCUACAGGCAGGAUCAAUCCUAGACUGAACAUUGAUGCGGAGAUACGACGUUCGCUGGAUGCUGCCUUGGAGGCCAACCCAGCCAGGGCUCAUGAGCUGAGAGCAGAGUUUGCUCGAGGUUUUGUUGGUAUCCUUGGGCGAAUCUGGCCGCAUCUGAAUUGCUUUGUGACCGCAGAUAUAUCUGGCUAUGUGCAGAAACUCAAAGCCAAAUACACCAAAGGCACCCGUCUUUACACAUUCGCUUACGGCUGCACCGAAGGUUUAGUUUGCUACAACUUGUGGAUGGACGGUAGACCGCCGCAAUAUGUGCUGAGCCCUAGUACAAACUUGACGGAGUUUAUUCCUGAAGAUCUCAGUGAGGAGGCAAAUCCAACGACUUUAUUUCUGGAUGAGAUCGAGGUUGGAAAACGCUACGAGAUAGUCAUAACGACCCUCAGUGGGUUUUACCGCUACCGCAUGGGCGACGUGGUGGAGGUUGUAGGUUUCCAUGACAACUGCCCGGUGAUUCAAGUGAAAUACAGAACUGGCGAGCUGUUGAAUUUACGCAGUGAGAAGACUGACAAGCUUGUAGUGAACAACGCCAUACAGGAGAGCUUGACCAGCUGGCCAGAGGCGACGCUGGUGGACUGGACAUGCGCAGAGAGUCCCUUGAUCUACGAGGACCACCAGGAAGAUGUCAAGUAUGACAUGUAUUAUCUGCUUUUCCUCGAGUUCGAAACAGAAGUGCGUCUGUCGACGGACCAGAAAUCUAUGUUCGACCAGUCCCUUCGCAAACAGCACGAGUUCUACGACCACUACCGCCAAGUUGGCACCAUCUGCGAGGCUCGCGUGAUGAUCGUUCGCCCAGGAUCCUUCAAGAAAUUGCAAGACUUCAUAAUAGCGACCUCCACGGCCAGUUAUAACCAGUUCAAGAUGCCUAAAAAACUGCGCACCAAGGCGACCCUUGACCUAAUGAUGGGCAGCGUCGUUGAUAAAGCUGCUUGACGGGAGAUUCGAUAUCUGUAGGGGUUUGUACUAUAUGACACAUAGGUAUGACAACUUUGUGCAUAAGACUUACGCCCUCAGCGUUUAAAUGCAAAGCAUGCACCGUCCGCGAUGCGUGCGCGUUCCUAAGCCGCUACCACUUUGUUUAUUUUAUUAUAACCACGGUUGACAAAUAGAAAUAACAUUGAUUACGUAUAAGAAUACAUAUGUAGAAUCGUGCCUAUACUCAAAAAGUGUAACGUUUCAACAUCAGCAGCGAUUUUUAUCAAUAUUUCCAGCAGCUUGGAAAAUCCUAAGGAUUCUGGACGUCAUAAGCCGUUUCACGGAUACCGCCCUUCUUUGUGGUCACGUGGUAUUUUCCGGGGGGGGGGGCGUUUAAAAAAAAAUACGUCCCAUCAGGCUCAGGAAAAAACGGUAGGAUGGGACGUAUUUCUAUUAAAAUGCCCCGGGAGAUUACCACGUGACCACACAGAUGGCGGUAUCCUUGAAACGGCUUAUGUGAGCAAUUUUGUUAAAACACUACAUUGGAAUAAAUUAUUGGGGGGCGUCUCCCGACUACGGGAAGAUAGUAGGAGAGAAUCUCCUUAAGUUAUCCGCCCAUGUCUUUGGCAUUAACCCUAACAUGAGAUUGACGCCCACUAAUGUCAGAACGGCUCGACGACUAAAUAGUUCACCUUUAACAGGCACGAUAAUCCACCUUUGAACUGUUUCUAAAUGUAAAUGUUGGCAUGUAGGCCAUGGCAAGCUCACUGGCACGACCAAACGAGAAGACAAAAGAUGACAAGGAGUGCAACAUUUAUCAAACAGUAAUAUAUUUCAUGCCAAGAAGACAAGAAAUGGCAUACAUCAACAAUAAAUACUUAUAGAAAUAAAUAAUUUUACAGUACAAAUCGUUUUUAUAAAAAUAAAUAUUAUAAUUUUUAUGUAUAUUUUGUAACGUCUCCUACAUGUUUCCAUGGCGUCAGCCUGUCGGUUGCAUGAAAUUGUUGUUAUAAAACUUGCACAGGAUUUCAAUGAUAUAAAAAAUUAGUGCAGAAUACUAGAGUUAAUAAGAGAAAAGGGUCAAUACGAUUAUAUUGAAAUCAUUUAAUCUUCUAUAUAUGUAAUAAAUAUAUUAAUUUGGUCAUCAUUCUUUUCUAUAAUACCUAGUUACAUGUACAAUUGAGUCGUAUGUUUAAUAAUUUGCAUUCUAUAUCAGUCGAAAAAACAAUCCACACAUACUGAAUACCAAUAUAAAUAGUAUUGCAACGCUGAAGCAUAGUAAUAUCAAACUGGAAUAGAAAUAGGACCUAAAGUUACAAUAUUUACAUGAAUUGCAUUAAUUAAGCUAACAAUUUUACUCAAGUCUGAACUUUAAAGUCGUUUUCUACCAUGAAGUUGUAGUUUUGGCUGGCUUAACUAGUUAAUCAAAUGAAACUAAUACUACGCGCUAAAAACUAAAGAUUAACAUUUGUGUAGGAGUAAAUGUACAUUUUUUUCGCGCGGCUAUAAGCAGCUUUAGUAAGUUUUCUUAAUUUAGUAUUUUUUUUACAAAGAACAAACUUAUUACGUGACGUAUGCUAUUCGAACGUAGCUGAUUGGUUACAUUUCCAUGUUGUCUGCGGCUAUUCUCAGUAACUGUUAAAAAAAAAAAAUGGAACAUUUGAUAAGAAAUAAGAACACAUCAGAAAUUUAUGUAUUAUCUAUCCACGCACGGUAAUUUUGGCGCGUUGUCGCCAUUUAACGAGCAAUUCGUCUGAACGGAUACACUGAAUAACAAUAAAAUAUUGAGAUCGUUGUCAAGCAGGAACAA
Molecule: messenger RNA, 4104 nt
Organism: Patiria miniata (bat star)
Lineage: Eukaryota; Metazoa; Echinodermata; Asteroidea; Valvatida; Asterinidae
Product: probable indole-3-acetic acid-amido synthetase GH3.8
Exons: 7
Coding region: 417-2312 (631 amino acids)
Cellular component (GO): cytoplasm
Molecular function (GO): acid-amino acid ligase activity
Source: RefSeq, a predicted model, not a curated record